GACGUCCAGCCGGUUGCGGUUCAAAGAGGAAGGAAGAUGGCGGACAACAAAGGCGAAGAGGAUAUGGAGAGUUCUUCCAAAUUAGAUUCAGAACCUCAGGGAGAGGAUAGCGGAGACCCCGAAUUGAAAGAUGUGAAUACGCUGAUUGCCAUAGAGACAAAUUUGAAAGAAGGAGAGGAUUCACAAUCCCAGGAGAAUGUUUCCCAGAUGCCUAAACCCGCUAACGACGUCGUUAGCGGAGGAGGGGACGCUAGCAGCAACAGCGCGGGCACAGGGGAAGAAGGCAGCAUUAGCAGUAACGUUAGCCCAGUUUGGAACACCAAUGGGGCGACAACCGAAUUGAAAAAUGUGAAUGCGGUGAUUGUCACAGAGCCAAAUUCGAAAGAAGGAGAGGAUUCACAAUCCCAUGAGAAUAUUUCCCAGGUGCCUACACCCGCUAACAUUAGCGGAGGAGGGGACGCUAGCAGCAACAGCGCGGGCGCAGGGGGAGAAGUCAGUACGAGCAGCAGCCCAGUUGGGAACACCAAUGGGGGGACAACCGAGUCCUCGGCUGCUGGGGACACUGCUGGAACCUCACCAGCACUCACAACCGAUAUGUCCCCACCAGCCAACCCCGUCACCCCAAUAAACCUCAUGGAUACGUGCGCUGUGUGUAAACAAAGUCUCCAGACCCGUGACUGUGAACCUAAACUCUUACCGUGUCUUCACUCAUUUUGCUUGAAAUGUAUCCCCCAGCCAGAGCGACAAGUUACCGUACAGGUGCCCGGGCCGAACGGACAGCCAGACACCCACAUAGGUGAGUGUAGCCUACUUUCAAGUGGGCAUGGAAUGCACAAUUGCUAGCUACAGUGGUGUAGGCACCAAGUACCAGCAAUUGUGUAUAAACGUUGAGUACCAUGCAGCUGCCAAAUGGUCAGCAAGCAUAAUGACAUGCUAAGUCGACUUGAUGGCAAGUUUCAGGAUAAUAUUGGUUUUCACUAAUUACUAGCCGUCAUAUGGAGAUAGAUAGUAGCUAUAUAUUACUCGCACUGUGACUCUUCUUACAAUCACAUUGGCCAUAAUCUAGUUGUGGUAAUACAACAUAGCAUACUGAAUAGUCAACAGCCCCUGGGCCUGAUAGGCCAGUUAUGGGCAAUUCCAUGGUAACACCGAGACUCAGAUUUGUCACUUUAAAAUGUAUGUCAAACAAAAACCAAUGAUUGUAAAGUUAAAUAAUUCAUACAACUCUAUGCACAAGGCCUACUUAACAAUUUCCUCUGAAAAUGUUACAAAAACACAUUUUACUUGAAGAGUGCAUAUGCAACAUUUGGUAACAGAAUGAUGGUUUGUGCUGUUUGUGCCAUCAUUCUGUUAACAUUACUUAACUUUGCAUCUGCACUGCUCUUCAAGUAAAUGUGCAUAGAGUUGUAUGGUUAGUUUAUGCCAGAAGAGGAUUCAUAUUGAAUGUCACAUGUGCCCCACAGCUAGAUACAGAAUAUAAUUAUUCUCAGUUUCUCUUAUCUGUAAAGAGCCUUGGCCUAGGACCCAAAAUUCAGUUUCACCAUCCGUGGGAAGUUUGUCCAUCCACACAACAUGAUCGUUGCAUGACAUGUCAACUACAACAUAAUAGGUGUAGGUAGCCUCGAGGUUUAAGUGUUGGGCCAGUAACGGAAAGGUAGCUGGUUUGAAUCGUGGAACCAACAAAGUUAAAAAUCUGUCUGUGCCCGUGAGCAAGGCAUUUAACCCUAAUCAAGGGGAGUUGGGAUAUGCAAAAAUACACAUUUCCAUGUCACACAUGCGUGUACAUGUGUGAAAUAGGACAAAUACAAGCACCCACCUAAUUAUUUUAUAUUUAUCAUACAUAUGCCUAUAAUGCCAUUGACAAAUCAAAUGACAGAUGAAACAUGGUGCUCUUGGUUUCUGCUGAGAAUAAAUUAUCUGCUUUCCAGCUAUACUUAUUUGUCAUUUUGAUGCUUUUCCCAGUUCCGAUUCAAUUCACCUACACAGUAAUGUCCAAAGAAGUCAACUUUUUGCAGUUUGCUGUAAUGAUUAGUCCAUGCCUAUUUCUCCCUAUGCAAUAUUUUGGAUUACUAUUUACUUUUACUCUAUCAAUGCUAAAUUCUAGUAAACCAGAUCUUGAUACAUUAACCCUAGGCUAACUACUGACAUUCAAAACUCAUUUACAGACAUUUUAUGGGUAAGUUAUUAAAGCUUAGGUCUAGAUAAUGGGCAACCAAGAACACACAAUUCCAGCAUUAUUUCUGGCAUUAAAUCAAGGUACAAUGUUUCCCAUUAUAGUUGUGACCUUCUAGUGGUGGGGUGGAGUGGUGGUCAUGUAGACAGACCAUGUGGUAAGGCCAUGGGGUGAACAUGUCUGACCCCCAACCAUUACGAUACAUUUGAUAAUGCCCAGGAACACUGCCCUUUCUGCUUGCCAGCACUCAUUGCACUCAAAUGCCAUUAUGACACAUCGGCCUACACCUAGUCUGGUCCUCCUAGAUCUGUUUGUGCGUAUUGCAGCAAACCCCCUAUGGUCAUUGAUGUGCCAAACUUUUGGCAUUGACAAUGACCAUAGGGGUUGGCUGCAAUACGCACAAACAGAUAUAGGAGGACCAGACUAGGUGUAGGCUGAUGUGUCAUAAUUGCUUUUUUCAGAAGGCAAUGAGUGCUGACGAGCAGAAAAGGCAGAAACAGAUCUGGGACCAGGCUGCACCUAGCCAAUUUAUAUUCAAUGCCUAUGGCAAUUUGGCCAUUGUGGUCAAAACUACCGAAGGGUUGUUCUUUUUUUCUGUUAUGACCCACUUUGUCUUACCAACAUGGCUAAGUUUCGAUGAAUUCGAUGUAAAACAUAAAUACAAACUCCUAAAUAAGAGCACCAAGUCUACAAAAAAUAAAAUUGCCACUUGGUUUGGUAUAGACUACCUACAGCUGAUGGUUUGGUAUAGACCACCUACAGCUGAUGGUUUGGUAUAGACUACCUACAGCUGAUGGUUUGGUAUAGACUACCUACAGCUGAUGGUUUGGUAUAGACUAUCUACUGCUGAUGGAUUGAUUUGGGGAAAUGUAAACACUCACAUUUGAACUAUUAAUGCAAGGACUUGCAGUCCAUGAGAUCGAUAUCAUGGUUUUAAACAUAUUUUGAAGCUACACAUUGUUUAUUUACAAAGACUGAAAUGCUAAGAAAAUCAUAGGCCUAAAUUAAGUAUUAGGCCAAUCAUACAACGUUAUAUUUUGGUUUAUUUGCCUUGCCCUCAAGGCGAUUGUCUGAAUGUGGCAUCUGUUUUUAGAUUCCAUGUAGAUAUGUAGCUGUACAGCCUAACCAUUAAACAAACAUGUGGACUAAUAGUACAAGAUUGUCAGCGUCAUACACAUGUAGGCUAUUCAAAAGGUCAGGCAUGACAGGUGCAACAAAAUUAGACUGUAUAUUUAAUAAGUUGGCCGUCUUCUUAGUUUUCCCCUAGUCUGAUUUUCUAUGUUAUUUUCAAACAUUCAUGCAUGAAAUUCUGCCUAUUAGGUCAUAUAAAUGGUAUAAUGUAACAAUAACAGACCAUGAUUUUGAAAAAUGUGAAAUUGUAUUUCGAUACAGUUUGUGUGCAGUGCACUGCAUGCAUGUGUUUGCAUGCGCCCUGAUUUGCCUCAGUUCAAAGUGUCACAGCUGCAGUGGCAGAUCAGUCUUGGUGGUGUGGUCUCCUAAACCCUUUCAGCUGCACUCACAGCCAAUCACUCACAGCCCAUUGCAGUUGGGGCUUACACAAACCGGCUGUGUGCAGCAUGAGCUGGUAUAGACUGGCUCAAACCGGAUUGAGCUGGUUUGUGCUGCAUCCAGUAAUGUACACAGAAAUUUAAUUAAUGGGUUUAAGGGAGUUGAGAGGAGUUAAGUUUGGGGGUGGAGCAGUUAAGGAUUAUGUAUUCAACAUUUAGCUUGCAGUUAAGGAUUAUAUAUUCAACAUUAAGCUGAAGGGUUAUGUAUUUUCAACAUAUCAUUGCCCACUUUUCAUACAGCUCACAUUUGCGUGUCUCAUAUGAGCAUAUCAAUCUGUCAUUAUUCAGAAAUCUUGAAAAUAAUUGGAAAUAUUGGGGUGAAUCUGAAUAUGAUAAUUGAAUGGAUUUAUAUAAUGAAUUUAUAUUCCCAACCCUCAAAGGGGAACUGCCUCAUCCACCACCAAUGUGUAGCACCCACCUACUUAGGCCCUAAAAUGAAUUUCAUAGUCCGCUAUUAUGGUACUUACUAAUUCAGUUGUAGCAUCUUUAUUAUUAAUACGUUUAAGUACCAACGAUUUGUAAACUGUGAACAACUGACAUGGCUGAUGUUUUUUAAACAAAGCUACCCAGAAAUCAGUCUUCAGAUUGUAGAUGCAAUCAAACUUUAUAAAACUAAUCUUCAUCCCACCACAUUUUUUUGUGGUAGUGACAAGUUGCCAAAAGUUUAAAAUGAGUUGAACCAACUUGAUGAUUUGCAUUCGUCUCUUUUCUACACAGGCCUUUUGAAUAGCCUCUGACCUCUGUAGUAUCUGUAUGCGAACUAUUAGCAAGAAAAUAAACGUUUUUUUUGCUGAUUUCAAAUAAUGUUUUCUUUGUCAAUUUAACCCCUUAGGCCUAACCAGUGCUUCUAUCUUGUGUCUUUCCUCUGUCUACUCUAGUGAAUGUCAUGCGGUGCAUAGUUUGUUGUCAAGACUGCAAACAGAGUGACAUCAUUGACAACUACUUUGUCAAGGACACCACCGAGGCCUGCAAGACUUCAGAUGAAAAAUCUGCACAGGUAUACCACAAUUUAACUCUUAUUCAAUUCAGUUACAUUCAAGUGGAUGGUUAAUGUAAUUUUAAAUUUUAUUUUUAUUUUUUAUUUUUUAUUUUUUUUAAUUUUUAAUUUUUUUGUCAUUUAGCAGACGCUCUUAUCCAGAGCGACUUACAGGAGAAAUUAGGGUUAAGUGCCUUGCUCAAGGGCACAUCGACAGAUUUUUCACCUAGUCGGCUCGGGGAUUAGAACCAGCGACCUUUCGGUUACUGGCACAACGCUCUUACCCACUAAGCUACCUGCCGCCCGUAAUACAAACUCCCCCUUUAUCAGCUGUUCGUAGCCUAAGUAGGUGUCUAAGUGGGGUUGUGUGUUUUGUCUCAUUCAGAUGUGCACCAGUUGUGAGGACAACGCAGAUACCAUUGGGUUCUGUGCAGAAUGUGGAGAGUGGUUGUGCAAAACCUGCAUCGAGGCUCACCAGAGGGUCAAAAUCACCAAGGACCACAAAAUCCGCAAGAAAGAGGACGUCUCUGAGGGUAAACUGUCCUACAAACCUAAACACAAUAUGUGAUGGGUACCCUAGAAUAUCAAGUGACAAUUUGACAUAGCCAAGUUGGACGUGUAGGCCAGAGGUUUCUAUUUGCAAGUAGAAGGCUCUGGUGUAGGCAUUUGGUGACCCUUAGCAUGGUGUAGUUUCCCCAGGCCUCCUAACUUCACAGCUGAUUGGCUGUUGCUGUGACAACCAUGCUGCAUAAUCAGUCUGAGUGCUCCAGUAGUAGUAGUAGAUUGGCCCGGCUCAUUCUCAGUAUAGCUGACAUGCAGUACUCUAUACUUUAUUCAUUAAUGUAUUUCUCUUUCUUUGAUUCUUUCUCUCACACUUUCUUUCACUCUUAAAAACAAAUUUAAAAAGUUGUAUUCUUUUGUCAUUUCUCUCUCUCUAUUUCAUACUCUCUUUCCUUUGUUUUUCUCUUGUCUCUGUAGAGUCUGUAGGUGUGUCGGAACAGAGGCCUGUGUUCUGUCCCAUCCACAAACAGGAGCCCCUGAAACUCUUCUGUGAAACCUGUGACACACUCACUUGCCGGGACUGCCAACUGCUGGAGCACAAGGAGCACAGGUAGGACAUGCAGUAGUGCAUAGACAACACAUGAUCUUUAGAAUAGGAAAUCAAAAUCUGUAGUGAAUUUUGGUCGGUAGUGGUGGUGGAUGGUAAUACGUUUGGUUUUGUGUUACAUUCACACACAUCCAGUGAGGAUCGAGCACAAAGAGAAAAGCAGCAAUCUAGUCCAGUGAUCUAAGCCUUGGUGUUCUUUGCUGAACAGAGUUUCUCUUCUCUCAGGUACCAGUUUCUGGAGGAGGCCUUCCAGAACCAGAAAGGCAUCAUCGAGACGCACAUGGUCAAACUGCAGGAGAAAAAGACCUACGUUCACUACUCUCACUCUCAGGUGACAAGCAGGUACAGCAGCAUUCCCAUCUCUACUGUGAACGUUGCUUGUUUGGAGACGUCAUAGCUGCAGGGGGAACUUUCCCCCAGGUAUAGAUCUAGAAUCAUCUUCCCAAAUCAAAUCUUAACCAUUAGUGGGGGAAAUGCUAAACUGACCCAAGAUCAGCGUCUAGGGGCCACUUCACCACCCUACAGUGAUUUCAUAAGGGCUUGUUUAUGGGUUGAGAAGUAAAGUGCUCUUUUGUUGUUUACUAGUGUGUCUCUAGUUUGAGUGUCUCUGGGUGUGUCCCCGUUUCCAUCCAGGAUAAAGGAAGUUACUGAUACCCAUAAGAAGGUGGAACAUGACAUCAAGAUAGCCGUGUUCACUCUUAUCAACGAAAUCAACAAGAAGGGCAAGUAUUUACUGCAGCAGCUUGAGGUAAGGCCAUCAUGGAACCUAUGCAAGGAAUGCAUUUGAACUUGUCCCUCAAAGCCUUUAGAAUUCCCCAAAUUACUUGAGUUAAAAUCAUUUAUGCUCUCAGGCCCGUUUUCCUAGAGACAGAUUAUGCCUAGUCCUGGACUAAAACACACUUUCAAUGGAGAUUUUUAAUCCAAGACUAGGUUUCGGGAAACCGGCCCUCAGUGUUUUGUCUAGGCCUAUAUAUUGAGAAACAUGAAUACUAAAGAAUCACUGAACUUAAUUUGGCUCUUACAUUGCCAGAUGAUGUGAAAUUGUUUCUGUGACAUUACUUGAAUACUGUUUUAAUUGAAUAAAAAGGGUUAGGCUUUACCCUAAUUACAUAGGCGGAUGGAUGCCUGUUGGUAACGUUUCUCCCUACGGUUUGUCCCUUGGUCCUCCAGUGUGUGACUAAGGAGAGGAGCAUGAAGCUGUUGUCCCAGCAGACAGACAUCGCCAACCUGGCCAGGCAGAUCCUCCACGUGCUCAACUUCACCCACUCUGCCAUUAACAGCGGCAGCAGCACCGCCCUGCUUUACAGCAAGAGGCUGGUACGGAGAACAAAUAAACAUACACAAAAACACACUCAGGGAAAGGCUCACACACACAAUCUAUUCUCCACACAGAAAGGCCAAAGAGUGCACUAUAAUAUGCAGAAGCUAUAAGGGUUGCCCUAUCCUAAAUCGAUCCUCUCUAUAAACUAUAGUGUCUAAAGUAUCUGCAAACCAAUAACAUCCCAAUAUCUUAAUAUGUGUCUGUGCAGAUCAUCUACCAGCUGCGCAAGGUCCUGAAGGCUGGACUGGAACCAGUGCCUCAGGCUAACGGAGCUGUUCGCUUCUUCUGUGACCCCACAUUCUGGGCCAAAAACGUGGUCAACCUAGGUGAGCGGAUUUACUACUCUACAUGCAGGGAAGUAUGCAAGGACAUCUGUUUCUGGCCACUGAUGGUACAGUAUAAAGCAUUGCAUAAAGCGGGAGAUGUGCCCUACCUGCACACUGAUGAUAGUGCUUCCCAAUGGUGACCACAAGAUUGGCAGACUGUUUGGCAUAGUUGCACAGUUUGGACUACGAGGAUUAAAUGUCUGUGCCUUUUUCUUUUUACGCUUGUAUCCUUUGCAUCAUGGUAGGACAGCAGAUUAUUUGACACGGCAAUGUCUAGGGGACUGGUAUAGACUACUAACAGCUCAGCUGGUAGAGCACGGCGCUUGUAACGCCAAGGUAGUGGGUUCGAUCCCCGGGACCACCCAUACACAAAAAAAAAAAUGUAUGCACGCAUGACUGUAAGUCGCUUUGGAUAAAAGCGUCUGCUAAAUGGCUUAUUAUUAUUAUUAUUAUUUUUACAUACUCAGUCACUUACUUUAGCCUCUCCUCUCUCACCCUCCCACUGUAGGGAACCUGGUGAUCGAGAAGAUGCCCCAGGCUCAGCACCCUCCCAACAUUAUGGUGGGGCCCAUCUCCCCGGGCCACGGCCACCCGGGCCACGGCAAAAGCCCGGGGCAGAUCAACCUGGCCCAGCUCCGGCAGCAGCACAUGCAGCAGCAAGCCUUCGCCCAGCAGAAACAACAGCAGCAGCAGCACCAACAGCAGCAGCAGCAGCAGCAGCAGCACCAACAGCAGCAGCAGCACCAGCAGCAGCACCAACAACAGCAGCAGCACCAACAACAGCACCAACAGAGGAUCCAGGAACAGAUGCGCAUUGCCUCCCAAAUGACCCAGCAGCACCCCAGGCAGGCUGUACCUCAGAUGGUACAGCAGCAGGUAGACUGAGGAGGACUGAAUGUCUUGAUGUUUUUAGGGUACCAUUGUUCCCAUCGAUAGCAGUGGUAUAGUGGAGGGAAAACGCAGUUUACACACCUUUUUUUAUUUUUCACAAGCAUUUACCCACCUAUUGCGGAAAAAUGCAUUGAAAAUAUAGGGAGUGUUAAUUUACUCAACCCAAACUGUGAUCAGCAUUUACCCCCCACAUAAAAAAAAAAAAACCAAUACAUCACUAAUCAAUAGUGCCUUACAGAAAAUAUUUCUGCAGUCAUAACAUAGUGGACCUAUAAUAGUACUGAAUAUUAUGUGUUGCUCUAAUGAUUUUGCUAAUGACAGUUGUAUUUUGGGGUAAAAGUAUAACUGUCUGUCCUCUGCUGUGUCUCUCCCUAGCCCCCGCGCCUCAUCAGUAUGCAGGCCCAGCAGAGGGGCCCCAUGAACGGCGGGCCCCACAUGUACCCCCCCCACCACCUGCGCCUGCCCCCGGGACAGGGCCGCAUGCCCAGCCCCAGUGCCCAGCCACGCAUGCCCAACGGCCAGCAGUACUCCCCCAUGAUGCAGCCUCAGCUGCAGAGACAGGUCAGACUACACCACUCGCAUUAUGUCCCUGAAGGGAUCAUUUUUUAAAAUUGAAUUGAGUUGAGGUAUAGAUACAUUAUUACUCCCCAAAAGGGAAAUUGAUCAGUCAACGCAUCCAAAGAUCAUAUCCAUAAAAUAAUAACAAGAACAAUCACAUAUAAACAAUAGGACGGCAGGUUAGUGGUUAAGAGCAUUGGGCCAGUAACCGAAAGGUCGCAGGUUUGAAUCCCUGAGCCAACUAGGUGAAAAAUCGGUUGAUGUGCCUUUGAGCAAGGCACUUAACCCUAAUUGCUCCUGUAAGUCGCUUUGGAUAAGAGCGCCUGCUAAAUGACUCAAAUGUAAUAUGUUUUAUGCAUAAACCGGUAUUACUGAUUGGUGCAACUGUCACCAUUUUGUAGUAGGAUUUUCACUGUAUGUAUGGGUACCUUUUUGUGUUUAGAUGACUGUAGAUUCUGAGCUGAGCGACCACAGGUUUCGUUUGUUACAUCUCACUGGGGUUUGGCACUUUUUCUACUUAUACGUAAAUGGUAGUUGUUAGGGCUGUGACGAUAUCAGUAUCGCAAUACUCGUUAGUAUCGUGGCAAGGAAACAAAACACAAAGCGGAUUGAACGUCUUAAGGAAAACAGCCCUAAUGUUGGAAGCAAACAUCAUUAUGUCGUCGUCCAGAGUCACAUUUAUUUAUUGUCCAAGCAAUAGCACACAAUUUUACAUACAGCAGGUUUUUAAAGGACCAAAUAGUCUGCUUUGUGUUUUUGCCAUGGAAAGAAUAUUGUGAUAUUGGUAUCAUCACAGUCCUAGUAGUCUUGUUGCAUGGGCAUGAUUCGUGAUUAUGCUUCCAAAAAUGACCUUUCAGCACGUUGUAGACCUGGUAGAAUUAAACAACAAUAAAUAUUCAAUGCUGUUGCAAAUCUCCAGUUUUUUACCUCCUUCUCUGUCCCUGUAGCAUUCAAACCCAGGUCAUGCUGGACCCUUCCCGGUGGCAUCUCUCCACAACGUGAGCGCUGCCAACCCCACCAGUCCCACCAGUGCCAGCAUGGCCAGCGCCCAUGCCCACCGUGGCCCCGCCAGCCCCAUAGUGGGCGCCAUCGACCUCAUCCCCUCCGUCACCAACCCAGAGAACCUGCCAUGCCUACCAAACAUCCCCCCCAUUCAGGUGCACACAGCCCUCAGGGACCAGGCACAUGUCACGCACCUCCAAAUCUCACCAUGCCUGCUUCCAUUCUCAUCCUUUCUCCUGGCCCCCACCCCUUUGCUUUUUGUAGAUCUGAGGGGAUUGGAUAAGUAUGAGUAAUAUGAUGAAUAUUUAAUGUAUACUGAGCAAAAUAUAAACGCAACAAUUUCAAUGAUUUUACUGAGUUACAGUUCAUAUAAGGAAAUCAGUCAAUUGAAAUAAAUUCAUUAGGCCCUAAUCUAUGGAUUUCACAUGACUGGGCAGGGGCGCAGCCAUGAGUGGGCCCACCCACUGGGGAGCAGGGCCCAGCCAAUCAAUUCGUUUUUUCCCCACAAAAGGUUUUUAUUACAGACAGAAAUACUCCUCAGUUUCAUCAGCUGUCCGGUUGGCUGGUCUCAGACGAUUCCGCAGGUGAAGAAGCUGGAUGUGGAGGUCCUGGGCUGGCGUGGUUACACGUGGUUGUGAGGCCAGGUGGACAUACUGCCAAAUUCUCUAAAACGAUGUUGGAGGCGGUUUAUGGUAGAGAAAUUAAGUAAAUUAUCUGGCAACAGCUCUAGUGGACAUUCCUGCAGUCAGCAUGCCAAUUCCACGCUCCCUCAAAACUUGAGACAUCUGUGGCAUUGUUGUGUGACAAAACUGCACAUUUUAGUGGCCUUUUAUUGUCCCCAGCACAAGAUGCACCUGUGUAAGGAUCAUGCUGUUUAAUCAGCUUCUUGAUAUCCCACACCUUUCAGGUGGCUGGAUUAUCUUGGCAAAGGAGAAAUGCUCACUAACAGGGAUGUUAAAAUAUUUGUGGGAUCUUUUUAUUUCUGCUCAUGAAACACUAAGUGUUGCGUUUAUAUUUUUGUAUAGUAUAGUUUCUGCCAUAUUGCUUAAUACCUAUCUGUGCUCAUUGAAGGAGCUAGGGGAAGGGGGUAGGAAGCGGAACGGAACCUGGCUCAAUUUAGAUCAAAUCAAAUGUGGUGCUCAUACAUGGACAUGGUGAUACUUCAUCAGAAAUGUUCACAAGGUGAACUGAAAAUGACCACUAAUUCAGUGUUAUUUUCCUGUGGCUGGAUGCUUUGUGGCACCAUUAGCUGGAAGACGCGGGCUCCAGCAGCCUGGACGCCCUCCUGAGUCGCUACAUCUUAGCCAGCACAUACCCUCAGCUGGGCCUGGGGCCCCCCGGGAACAUGAACCUCUCCCACGGACCCUCCACACACUCCCCUGGCUCCUCAGGUACUGGAGGACGACUCUACUACAACGAGCACAAACACUUUCUUCACACACACAGCUUCAAUCCAAUCUAUGAUUUUAAAAUCCUUUUCUCAAAUCACUGUCAUGGCUAUCACGUUUUAAAGAAGAAAAUUGUUUGUCUUACAUGACUUCUAUAUUACUGCCUCAUCCUUGCUCUCUGUCUGUCUCCCACCCGCAGGCUUAUCAAACUCCCACACGCCUGUGCGGCCAUCCAGUACGUCCAGCACAGGAAGCAGGGGCAGGUAAUGACGACACACAGGCCAAGCACUAGACCUCUGCUCAAACACCAGGACUCUCACAGUACUUUGAGACAAUGAUGAGAAAAUGACACUAUUACAUAAAACUGUGAAACAUCCAUAGGAUGCGCAGAAGGUAGCAUUGCAUAUACGGAACCAUUGAGUAAGCUGAACAAUGAAUCUCACUGGCAUACAUAAAUAUACACUAGCAGUCAAAAGUUUGGACACAACUACUCAUUCAAGGGUUUUCCUUUAUUUUUUAAAAUUCUUUACAUUGUAAAUUAGUAGUGAAGACAUCAAAACGAUGAAAUAACACAUAUGGAAUCAUGUAGUAACCAAAAAAGUGUUAAACAAAUCAACAUCUAUUUUAUAUUUGAGAUUCUUCAAAUAGCCACCCUUUGCCUUGAUUACGGCUUUGCACACUCUUGGCAUUCUCUCAACCAGCUUUACCUGGAAUGCUUUUCCAACAGUGUUGAAGGAGGUCCCGCAUAUGCUGAGCACUUGUUGGCUGCUUUUCCUUCACUCUGCGGUCCGACGCAUCCCAAACCAUCUCAAUUGGGUUAAGGUCGGGGGAUUGUGGAGGCCAGGUCAUCUGAUGCAGCACUCGUCACUCUCCUUCUUGGUAAAAUAGCCCUUACAAAGCCUGGAGGUGUGUUGGGUCAUUGUCCUGUUGAAAAACAAAUGAUAGUCCCACUAAGCCCAAACCAGAUGGGAUGGUGUAUCGCUGCAGAAUGCUGUGGGAGCCAUGCUGGUUAAGUGCCUUGAAUUUUAAAUAAAUCACACUGUCAACAGCAAAGCACCCCCACACCAUAACACCACCUCCUCCAUGCUUUACGGUGGGAAAUACACAUGCGGAGAUCAUCCGUUCACCCACACCGCGUCUCACAAACACACAGCGGUUGGAACCAAAAAUCGCAAAUUUGGACUCCAGACCAAAGGACACAUUUCCACCGGUCUAAUGUCCAUUGCUCGUGUUUCUUGGCCCAAGCAAGUCUCUUAUUCUUACUGGUGUCCUUUAGUAGUGGUUUCUUUGCAGCAAUUCGACCAUGAAGGCCUGAUUCACACAGUCUCCUCUGAACAGUUGAUGUUGAAAUGUGUCUGUUUGAACUCUGAUGCAUUUAUUUGGGCUGCAAUUUCUGAAGUUGGUAACAAUAAUGAACUUAUCCUCUGCAGCAGAGCUAACUCUGGGUCUUCCAUUCCUGUGGCGGUCCUCAUGAGAGCCUGUUUCAUUAUAGUGCUUGAUGGUUUUUGCGAUUGCACUUGAACAAAGUUUCAAAGUUCUUGAAAUGUUCCGUAUUGACUGACCUUCAUGUCUUAAAGUAACGAUGGACUGUCGUUUCUCUUUGCUUAUUUGAGCUGCUCUUGCCAUAAUAUGGACUUGGUCUUUUACCAAAUAGGGCUAUCUUCUGUAUACCCCCCUACCUUGUCACAACACAACUGAUUGGCUCAAACGCAUUAAGAAGGAAAUAAAUUCCACAAAUUAACUUUUAUGAAGGCACACCUGUUAAUUGAAAUGCAUCCAAGGUGACUACCUCAUGAAGCUGGUUGAGAGAAUGCCAAGAGUGUGCAAAGCUCUCAUUAAGGCAAAAUGUUUAAAACUUUUUUGGUUACUACAUGAUUCCAUAUGUGUUAUUUCAUAGUUUUGAUGUCUUCACUAUUAUUCUACAAUGUAGAAAAUAGUCAAAAUAAAGAAAAACCCUUGAAUGAGUAGGUAUGUCCAAACUUAUGACUGGUACUGUAUGUAUAACUGUGUAAGGGAGGUAUUGACUGUGUCUGUGUGUGUGACAAGCUGUGGCUCUGCGGGUAGGCCAGGGCCAGCAAGCGCCCCAAUGGAACAGCAGGUCAAAGUCAAGCAGGAGCCCGGAGCCGAGAAGGAGUGUGGUUUCUCGGGAACCUCCAACGUCAAAACGGAACGAGGGAAGGAUGGAGGGAGGAGCGCGUGCAUGGUAACACACCUAACUGCCCAGCUCUUUCAGCUCCUUUUAGCUUGUCUAGACCAAGAUCUAUAUCUAGCAGGUAUCUGUUGUCUGUUGAACACCAGAGGUUUUCGGCCUCACUUCUUGACGCUAAACCAGAAUUCUCAAUGUACUUAACCCACUUGAAAGGGUUCAGGUUUUUCUUUCCAUGUGUGUUUGUCCCACAGAUGAGUAGUCCAGAGAGCAGCCAUACUCCCCCUCUCCCCAUGUUGGGCUCUGUGGCUUCUGGUUCCUCUGUCCAGGACGUCCUCAAGAAGGUGGGGGAGUACGUCAAAACUGAGCCCCAGGACCAGGAGGCCUGCAGCGGGGCCAACAGGCCUGCGAACGCCCCUAUCACCACCAGCAUCACAUCCACUGUGGCCUCAGCCACACUGCUGACCAACGGCAAGGGAGCCGCAUCCGCUGCCCUGCGCUCUCCACGCACUGCGCAGGGGACCAACCAGAGCGGGGCAGGAGGGAAGGAGGACGACCCCAACGAGGACUGGUGUGCCGUGUGCAACAACGGGGGAGAGCUGCUUUGCUGCGACCGCUGCCCCAAAGUCUUCCACAUCACCUGUCACAUCCCCACCUUGAAGUGCUCCCCGAGGUGAGCCCCUGAUGUGUGCACACAGGCUGGCGUUGACUACAGUAGAUGUCAGAAUGAGAAUGAAUUUCAUUCAUCUAGCACCAUUCAUUCAAAGCCUUUUACAUUGGAUGCUGAUAUCUUGCUACACAUCAGCUAUAAUUUUCCCAUGUCUAUCUAUGCCUAUAUAUCUGGGUUAUUGCUUCACAUUUUCUUUCUGUGUUUCCCCUCUCAGUGGAGAGUGGAUGUGCACGUUCUGCCGGAGCCUGGCCAGCCCGGAGAUGGAGUACCAGCCUGACGACGAACCUCGUGGCGAAAAGGACAACAGUGAGCAGGGCCUGAGUCCUGAGGACCAGAGGGUCAGUGGAACCAUGCACCUGUAAUACCUAGAACACGCGUCAACCUCUUUCCACUGAGGGCUGAGUGUGUGCAGGUUUUCGCUCCUCCCUUGUACUUGAUUGAUGAAUUAAGGUCACUGAUUAGUAAGGAACUCUCCUCACCUGGUUGUCUAGGUCUUAAUUGAAAGGAAAAACUAGCAGACACGAGGCCCUCCAUUGAAUGAGUUUGACACCCCUCACCUAGAAUGUCUUUCCCUGCUUACAGUUGAAAGGAGUUUCCCAUAGGAUUAGUAGUUACUACUGCCACUGCCAAUUCAAUGCAUGUGGUCCUCUGUAGCUCAGCUGGUAGAGCACGGCGCUUGUAACGCCAGGGUAGUGGGUUCGAUCCCCGGGACCACCCAUACACAAAAAUGUAUGCACCCAUGACUGUAAGUCGCUUUGGAUAAAAGCGUCUGCUAAAUGGCAUAUUAUUAUUUCCACACUACGUAUAUCAGUGAAUUUCCAUUGACCAACUAAAACCCUGUUCCUGGAGCGCUACCGUCCUGUGCGUUUUCACUCCAACCUUAAUUUAGCGCACCUGAUUCUAAUAAUUAGCUGUUUGAUAAGCUGAAUCAGGUUAGUUACAACUGGGGUUGGAGCAAAAACCUACAGGAAGGUAGCUCUCCAGGAACAGGGUUGUAGAGCCCUACUUUAGAUGCCCUCACAUUUGAGGAGUGAAUCAGUGUGAAUCAAGUCAGUACAGCUCUCUUAGGUAGCAUAGUGGUUAAGAGCGUUUGGCCAGUAACUGAAAGGUUGCUGGUUAGAAUCCCAGAGCCGACUAGUUGAAGAAUAUGUCGGUGCACUUAACCCUAAUUGCUCCUGUAAGUCGCUCUGGAUAAGAGCUUCUGCUAAAUGACUUAAAUUUUAAUUUUAAAUGGAGUAUGUGAGUUCCAGACAACUUGUAUUUAGUAUGUUUGUGGUCAAGAAGCCUGAUGUGCUACUCCUGGCAUUUUUAUUUUCUGCGUUCAGACAGUGGGACACACAUGCCUCAGUCUCUCUCUCUCUGCUUUUCUCUCUCCUAGCUGAGGAAUGAUAAGGACUUGUGUAAUGUUCUCCUGAAUAACCACAACCCCUUUCUCUCCCUGCAGAGGUGUGAGCGCCUCCUGCUGUAUGUUUUCUGCCAUGAUCUCAGUGAGGGGUUCCAGGAGCCUGUCCCUCCCUCUGUAAGUAUCACCAGCAUGGAAAAGGCAAUGCCACCUGCAUUCUAUCUGACCUUGAUGGCCACAUGUACUCUUUACCUCUACUGAGUACAGCUUCUAGGUUUCUUCCUUCUAGGGACUUUUUCCUGGCCACUGUGUUCUUGAUUCUGCCAUUGGUUUCUUUGGGUUCUUGGCCUGGGUUUCUGUAGAAGCACUUUGUGUCAACUGCUGAUGUAAAAAGGGCUUUAUAAAUAAAUUUGAUUGAUUGGUUUAUUGACUCUGCCCUAUACCCACAGCACCACAUUACUUCAUCAUUGUGGCUAUAACCAUAAUGUUCUGUAUGUUAAAUUAAUGAACCAAUAUGGCUCUCAAAUCACAGUGUUCCCCUCUCACCAGAUCCCUAAUUACUACAAGAUCAUCAAGAAGCCCAUGGACUUGACCCUGGUGAAACAGAAGCUACAGUUGAAGCAUGUCCAGCACUACCAGAGCUCGAAGGAGUUUGUCUCGGAUGUGCGCCUGGUCUUCAGCAACUGUGCCAAGUACAACGAGGUGAGUGGGCAUGACUUCCAGGCAUGAGGCGAUGGGGCUGACUUAUAGUUGAAUGGAUGCAGGAGAACACAUGCACACUAAUACUGUAUGCUGACAGUGGGAAUACACUAUUCAGAAGGUUGAGAUCUUUGGCAUGGACUUGUGCACCCACAGGGAUUAACACUGGAUGACUGGAUGCAGUUACUGUGUACUCACACUAGACUGUUUGUUGUGAAUGUGGUGUUGCAAAACUAAUUUGCCGUUUUUCUAACCUGAAUAUUUUCAUGGCCACUGUCUUUCUGGUCAGUUAUUUUGUAAGUAGUGGGGUAGUCUGCUAUCAUAAGACUUCUUGAUUUGUUUACUGAGGAGUUAACAAAACAAGCAAACCUAUAAAAUAUUUACUAUAAUUGUCAUUAUUGCCACAAUAUAUUAGUUCAGAGAUUGUCAUUCUAAAUAAAUUUCUUGUAGAGAUGACCUUUUAAAAAGCUAAUAGGUUCCUUUUUGUCUGUAUUCAUUAUAGCUAACUGUUUCUAUCAACAAAAAUAUAAACGCAGCAAUUUCAAAGAUUUUACUGAGUUAAACUUCAUAUAAGGAAAUCAGUCAAUUGAAAAAAAAUCAUUAGGCCCUAAUCUAUGGAUUUCACAUGGGCAGGGGUGCAGCCAUGGGUGGGCCUGGGAGGGCAUAGUCCCACCCACUGGGGAGCCAGGCCCAGCCAAUCAAAAUGAGUUUUUCCCCACAUAAGGGCUUUAUUACAGACAGAAAUACUCCUCAGCCCCCCCCCCCCCCCCCCCCCCCUCAGACGAUCCCACAGGUGAAGAAGCCGGAUGUGGAGGUCCUGGGCUGGAGUGGUUACACGUGGUCUGGGGUUGUGAGGCAUGUUGGACGUACUGUCAAAUUCUCUAAAACGACGUUGGAUGCAGUUUAUGGUAGAGAAAUGAACGUUUAAUUCUCUGGCAACCGCUCUGGUGGACAUUUCUGCAGUCAGCAUGCCAAUUGCACGCUCCCUCAACUUGAGACAUCUUUGGCGUUGUGUGACAAAACUGCACAUUUUAAAGUGGCCUUUUAUUUGUCCCCAGCACAAGGUACACCUGUGUAAUGAUCAUGCUGUUUAUCAGCUUCUUGAUAUACUACCCCAGAAUGGAUUAUCUUGGCAAAGGAGAAGUGCGCACUAACAGGGAUAUAAACAAAUUUGUGCACAAAAUUUGAGAGAAAUAAGCUUUUUGUGCAUAUGGACAAUUUCUGGGAUUAGUUUUUUUCUGCUCAUGAAACAUGGGACCAACACUUUACAUGUUGCGUUUAUAUUUUUAUUCAGUUUAGUUUGUCAUUGACUGUUCCACACAAGUCCUGGAUCUUAAAGCAGAAGUUGCUUUUCUUUACAACCAAAUGUUAUAGAAGGGUCCAGACAACCAGCGAUUUUAAUUUCCUCAUCCUCAUUAUGCAGUACGGGGGCUCUGAAAAAACAUGAACAAAUGCUCCAAAAACACCCACAUGCGUACUUUUUGAAACAGAAAACGCUCUCAGUAUAUUGGUGUAGGUCUUUAGAUGUUGUACACAUGAAAUUGUGUCAUUCCGAACUUUAUCCACAGCAUUAUAUUCAAUUUUGUGCGACUCGAGCCGUUUCCCCUAUCCAGCUGUUCCAUUCUCAGUGUAGCAUGCUGCUAUAGGUAACUGCCAUAAUAAAGGAAACGCCAACAUUGUCUUAAUAGGGUGUUGAGCCACCAGAACAGCUUCAAUACGCCUUGGCAUAGAUUCUACAAGUGUCUGGAACUUCCUGUGUGGAAGCACCUGCUUUCAAUAUACUUUAUACCCCUCAUUUAGUGUUUCCUUUACUUUGGCAGUUACCUGUAGAAUGGACGUAGCGGUCGAGUCGCAACAAAAUGGAAUAUAACGUGGUGGAUAAAGUUUGGAUUUGCCACAAUUUCAUGUGUACGACAUGGAAAGACCGGCAUCACUAUACUAAUAGCUUUUCUGUUUCUAAAAUGACUCAUUUGGGUGUUUUUGGAGCCUUCAUGUUUUUCAGAGCCCCCUUACUGCACAACGAGGAUAAGGAAAUGAAUCGCUGGUUGGUGGUAAGUUUCUCAAAGAAGUGAAAUCGUAAAAAAAGGGGUCUGGUAUCUUUUUAAGACGCUGGUGUAAAGAAAAAGAAGCUAAAUACUCCUUUAGUGUAAUAAUGAAUAGUUUCAAUCUGAUACUAACCCAAAUACUUUAACCUUUCGAAUGCAAAAGAGUUGUCCCAUGUGUGUGGGAUCUUCGUCUUUGGCUUUGGAAGUCGAAAUGUGCCGAUGUCCGAAUUGGACCUUUGAUAUAGUGUCGAACAUGUUUUCAAGUGAUGUGUUUAGGGGGGAAAGUAAUUUACAAAGUGGUUGGUUUUCAACAUUGAUUUGAAAUGGAACAGAGGGGAACAAUAUGAUACCUUACAUUGAGAAAAUCAAUGAGGAACUUAGUUGUGGUGGUGACGUUAAAAGGUUUCCUAUUGGUUGAAGUUGACAUAGUCAGUGGUCCAGCUCAAUGUGCCAUAUAUGCUACAUAUGCAUAAGUUACGAUUUCCAAGGACACUUACUAGGUAUCAGUGAAUGAACUGUCAGUGUCAAGGACAGUAAAUCAAGCUAAACAAUUUAGCAGGGAGAGGAAGUGAAAGCUGUCACUCCCAGGAAUACGCCAGGACCCACGGCAAUGCCAUGGAUGCUGUUCAGAAUUCUCUCAGCAGGCAGAAGCAGCCAGGUAAAGACUGACCAUAGACUAGACUAGUUGGGAAAUGUAAUGACAAGAUUUACCCAAUGUCUGUAAGCUGCAACCUCAGUAAGUGAUACAGGAAGUGAAACGAGGAUAUGGAGGGUGACAAUGACACAAACCAUAUUUGGACACAAGUUCACUAAGGGGUGUAUAUUCCUUAGGCCCAAAGACCUAGGGUAGUGACAGUACACAUGGUUGUUACCUAUAACCUGUCUGUACUGUGAAAUCCCCCUCCCCCUUCUGCUUUUUUUGUAUUUUAUUGUACUGUUAUCGCCCCUUUUUAGAUGUCUCGAAUAAUCCAGGUUUAUGAUGAGGAGAAACAGAGUAAUGUGCAGGUAAGCUGUUUCUAAUACACAUGGAGGGGAAAGGUUCGGCUGCCCACCCUGCCACUAGGAAUGUUAACCCGCUAAUGUACUCCUCCCUCUCCCCUCCCAUUCCUUACCCAUUCAUCCCUCCUGUUCAAUGGUACCCUCACAUCCCACCCUCCCCUUCCUCAUACUCUCCCCCUCUUUCCUUUCCUCCCUCCCUCCCUCCCGGCAGGCGGACUCAGAGGUGGCGGAGGCAGGGAAAUCUGUGAGUUUGUACUUUGAGGAGAGGCUGCUGGAGCUCUACCCAGGUGAGAGUUUCCCCGAGGUACCAGAGGAGGCCGAGGUACCAGAGGUACCUGAGGAGCCCCAGGCCCCAGCUGGAGAGGGGGAGGAAGCGGAUCUCACAGAAGACUCCGAGGAUGAGUUUGUGCAGCCUAAACGCAAGCGGUUAAAAACGGAUGAAAAGCCGAUGCACAUCAAGUGAGAAUCAUUGUGUUAAGAGGAAAAGAAAAGGUCAAGAGAAGUGAAAGGAUUGUCUUCCUCAUCUCACGUUUUUUGCUUUUUUCCCUUUUAAGGCCACAUACGUAAAAUGCAGGACCUAUUGUACAAAUGUACAGGUUUAUUUCAUCCUUUUCCUCUUUUAAAGAGUUAUUGUAAAAUAGAAAUUAAAUCAAUCUGUGUAUCCGGCAAACUGGACAUUUUAAAAGACACCUCCAUUUCCUCUUCUGUGGCAAUUUAGGGAUGUUUAAGAAAGUGCUUGUACAGAUUUUAAAGUAUGAUUUUGUUUGCAGUAGUUAAAUGAAUGAGUCAUUUUUUUCUAUUAUCAUUUAUAAUGUUUGUAAAUCUAUUGUGAAACAUGCUUUAUAAAGUAUCUGAAACUCCCAUUUCCCCUAAUCUUGAUGUACUAUAAAGUUUGACAUGAAUUACCUACCAAGUAUUUGUAUUGUGUGUUUGUUAAAAUAUUUUACCGGCUGUAAAUAAGAGGACCCAAAUGAGGAAAAACCAGUGACUUGUUUGAUCUUUCAUCAAUAAAUAAAAGAUGUUCGUCAAAUA
Coregonus sp. 'balchen' is the source of this 20244-nucleotide messenger RNA. NCBI's taxonomy places the organism in Eukaryota, Metazoa, Chordata, Actinopteri, Salmoniformes, Salmonidae. The record is from the annotation of a GenBank genome assembly.